Molecule: messenger RNA, 2055 nt
Organism: Cornus florida
Lineage: Eukaryota; Viridiplantae; Streptophyta; Magnoliopsida; Cornales; Cornaceae
Product: RNA polymerase sigma factor sigE, chloroplastic/mitochondrial-like
Exons: 6
Coding region: 245-1786 (513 amino acids)
Biological process (GO): regulation of DNA-templated transcription; DNA-templated transcription initiation
Molecular function (GO): DNA-binding transcription factor activity
Source: RefSeq, a predicted model, not a curated record
GAAAAAGAAAAGAAAAUUUUGUGGAUACCGUAAUUCGCGGUAUUUGUAGACUUUCUACUUUAAACAUCAUGACUAUCACUCUCUUUCGUUGAGAUUCACAAGAACCACCGGAAUCGCGAGUACUUCACCGGAAAACCCGCCGUCAACCAGCAACGGUCGCCGGAAUUUGUGCCAUCUAUUAGAGUCUCCUAGACCUGUGUGGCAGAAAACUCUUAUUCAUAGCAUAACUUCCUGACAACUGAGCAUGGGAGUUGUGACCGUUCCUAGUUCCGCUUCUCGGGCUCUGUUGGGAUUGAAAGCAAGAUUCUUGUCUUAUCAAGCUCCAUUGACAAGACAAUUAAUUUCAGCAUUCAAGCAAGAUAAACCAAAGAACAAAGCUUUAGUCAAAUCCCAUGAUUCGAUCGUUUUACCGAUUGAGAGACCUAAAGAGAACCCGAAGAGACGAAGAAGAGUUGCAAAGCCUCUAGAAAGAGUAAAAGCUUUCUCCAGAGAUGAAGCCAUUCCAUCAACUUUGGAAUUGGAUUACAAUGAAGCCGCUGCCAAACUUGAAAAUAUAUACAAGCUUAGUCCCACAGGUUAUGUUUCUGAUGAAGAAUAUAUAGAUAGUGUGGUGAAAAGACGGCAGCAACGGCGGAAGAAGAUUGGGACAGAUGAUGAGAAAGCAGUGAAGAAAAAUAACGAAGUGGGGAAUAGAAGGAAGAGAGCAAGAAGAUUGACUCUUGAUACGAGGAUUGCAUUAAGAAAGAAUGAGAAAAAUGAAGUGGUUCCUUCAAUCCGUAAGAAAGAACAUGCUGAGGAUGAAGAUGAAAAAAUUAAUAGGCUUGUUAGGGAGUAUUCAGUUUCAGCCGACUUGAUUAGCUUCGACUGGAAGAAGAUGAAAAUACCACCAGUUCUCCCAUCUUCUGAACACACAUGGCUUUUCAAGUUGAUGCAGCCUAUGAAGGCACUCAGUCAAGUCAAGGAUAACUUGCAACAUGAUUUAGGGCGUGAACUGACAGAUGUUGAAUUAGCCAAGGCAACAAAUAUGACUGCAGUUCAAGUAAGAAAGAAUAUGGAGGUUGGUCGAACUGCCAGAAACAAGCUGAUUAAGCACAAUCUCCGGCUUGUUUUGUUUGUGAUCAACAAAUAUUUUCAAGAGUUUGCAAAUGGUGCAUUCCAAGACCUCUGUCAAGCAGGAGUGAAAGGUCUUAUCAUUGCAAUUGACCGUUUUGAACCAAGAAAGAGAUUCAGGCUCUCGACUUAUGGUCUAUUUUGGAUCAGGCAUGCCAUAAUACGAUCCAUGACUAUCUCAAAUUUUACACGUGUUCCAUUUGGCCUUGAGUCGGUCCGAGUAGAAAUCCAACGAGCAAAGCUAGAGUUGCUGUUUGAGCUUCAAAGAUUGCCAACAGUGGAAGAGAUAAUAGAGAAAGUCGGAAUCUCUCCAGAGAGGUACCAUAAUGUGAUGAGGGCCUCAAAAGCUGUCGUCUCUCUCCAUGCUAGACAUGCAACAACACAAGAAGAGUUCAUCAAUGGAAUUACUGAUGUUGAUGGUGUUGGAGGUGAUAAUUGGAAGCAACCUGCUCUUCUCAGGAUUGCUCUUGAUGAUGUGCUUGAUUCUCUGAAGCCUAAGGAGAGCUUGGUUAUCAGACAAAGAUAUGGGCUUGAUGGUAAAGGCGAUAGAACACUGGGAGAGAUUGCAGGGAACUUGAAUAUCUCAAGAGAAAUGGUUCGGAAGCAUGAAGUGAAGGCCCUCAUGAAGCUCAAGCAUCCAGCUCGAGUGGAUCACCUUCGUGAAUAUAUUUAUUAGAGAAAUCGACCUCAUUUGUUUUAAUCAUUGAUACGUACUCUCGUCCUUCCUCUUGAUUUGAGUCUCUCCACUAGGUGUUGUAUACUAAUUACUUAUGUCAUAUACAGUUUCUUAAUAAAACAUAGAAGCCACAUACCACAUUUGUUCUUUAUUUUUGAGCACUCAAGGAUGCUAAUGCCCAAGUACAUAAUAAUUGUAAUAAUUUUUUUUUCCUUAUAAGAGGAAGAUGUUUUUACACAGUUUAUAGUAUAUACGAAGCCUUCAGAACA